Molecule: messenger RNA, 1036 nt
Organism: Priapulus caudatus
Lineage: Eukaryota; Metazoa; Priapulida; Priapulimorpha; Priapulimorphida; Priapulidae
Product: centrosomal protein of 164 kDa-like
Molecular function (GO): protein binding
Source: RefSeq, a predicted model, not a curated record
CUCAAAUCGAAGAAUGUACUAAUAAUGAAUUUUUCAUGCUUUCUAGUAACAUGGUUUAUAACAAACUGUAAUAUCUCUUAUAAUGGCACAGUUUACGCAAGGGAAGUCUAUUCCUGUUAUACUAGAGGAAGCCUAUGAUGACGAUUACGAUCCUACGCAAGAAGAGCUAGAGGCAUUUGCUCGAGAAAUUGGCAUUGACCCUGAAUGUGACCCUGAUCUGAUGUGGAUAGCCAGAGAAGCCAUCAUGGCGCCAUUACCACCAGAAUGGAAACCUGUGCAAGAUCCAUCUGGUGAAAUCUACUACUUCAACUUUGUUACAAAUGAUUCAACAUGGGAUCAUCCGUGUGACCAGUACUACCGCGAAAUGGUUGCCAAUGAGCGGGCUAAAGUUGGAGAUGAGGGAAAAAAGAAAGGUGGCAAGAAAGGAAAAAAGAGUAAAAAAGCUGGAUCUCGAAAUAAGCCACUUCCUGCUCCCAGUGCUGCAUUAUCUGGACAGAUUAAUUUACUAUCACCUGGAAAUACACUCAAUGCAACACCUGUGCGGCCUGCAACUGCUGUAGGGCCAAGAAGCCCCCGAACAGCACUACUUAGUGCCGGAAUAAAGCAGCGUCAAAGUGAAAGCAAGAGUAUUACUGCAUCACUCACCCCUAGUGCAUUCCGGAAGGAAUCAGUGGAACAACCAUCCCGACCAAAGACAUCUCGAACCAGAGCUGAUAGCAAAGGUUUAGAAUUUGGUGGUGGCUUGACUGUGGGGGGUCCGAGAAACUUUGAACUUGGAGGAGGAGGGCUCGAGUUCGGCACGUCAAAGAAAAGCUUUCUGAAGAGUGCCACCAGGAGGAAGGCUAGCAGCGGCAGCAGCAAGGAUGCAGAUGCAGCGGAUGGGCACAACAUCCUUGCUGAGAGUCUUGGGAAAACAGAGUUUGCAGAGAGUCUGGACGAGGAACGUCCAAGUAUUGAUGCGGGAAGUCUAUUCAGGAGUGAAGAUAGAGACAUUCAGCACGUACAGUUGAAGUCUGAGUCAGACAUUAGCUAUAAG